Molecule: messenger RNA, 2242 nt
Organism: Brachypodium distachyon (stiff brome)
Lineage: Eukaryota; Viridiplantae; Streptophyta; Magnoliopsida; Poales; Poaceae
Product: 70 kDa peptidyl-prolyl isomerase
Exons: 10
Coding region: 221-2011 (596 amino acids)
Biological process (GO): protein peptidyl-prolyl isomerization
Cellular component (GO): cytoplasm
Molecular function (GO): peptidyl-prolyl cis-trans isomerase activity; protein binding
Source: RefSeq, a predicted model, not a curated record
CCCAAUAUAUCAGGAACCCUCUAGAACAUCAAAUUGUCAGACACAACAACCUCUGCUCCGAUAUAAAAGUCCAGCGAUCCAGAGUCGAUAGGCUACAAACAACAUCCCAAUCGUACACUACACAAACAGGAACUGCUAUCGCGCGCACAUUGAUCGUUUGCUCUCCGCACCUCGAGAGCAUUUUUCCCCUUCAGUAUUCUUCAGUGCCCAGGGAGAAUCAAUGGCGGACGACAUCAGCGCAAUCCCCAGCGUGGAGGAGGAGGCAAUAAGGGGGCUCGAAGAGGAGGAGGACGAGACCAUGGAUGAGCUGGGCGGCGAGCCCAUGGAUGGCCUCGACGGCGACGAGGGGGAGGAAGACUUCCCGGCGGCGAUGAAGGUUGGGGAGGAGAAGGAGAUCGGGAAGCAAGGGCUGAAGAAGAAGCUCGUCAAGGAGGGCGAGGGCUGGGACCGGCCCGAGACCGGCGACGAGGUCGAAGUGCAUUACACGGGAACUCUCCUCAACGGCGAGAAGUUCGAUUCAAGCCGCGACCGCGGGACUCCGUUCAAGUUCAAGCUCGGGCAAGGAGAGGUGAUUAAGGGAUGGGAUCAGGGCAUCAAGACCAUGAAAAAGGGCGAGAACGCCAUCCUCACCAUCCCGCCUGAGCUCGCCUAUGGAGAGACGGGCUCCCCGCCCAAGAUCCCCCCGAACGCCACGCUCCAGUUCGAUGUCGAGCUCCUGUCGUGGGCCAGCGUCAAUGACAUCUGCAAGGAUGGCGGCAUCUUCAAGAAGGUUCUGGUCGAGGGCCAGAAAUGGGAGAACCCCAAGGAUCUCGACCUAGUUCUCGUCAAGUACGAGGCGAGACUUGAGGAUGGAACCGUUAUUUCCAAGUCCGAUGGUGCUGAAUUCGCAGUGAAAGAUGGUCACUUCUGUCCGGCACUUUCCAGAGCUGUGAAGACCAUGAAGAAGGGCGAGAAGGUCCUCCUCACUGUCAAGCCACAAUAUGGCUUUGGGGAGCAAGGGAGACCAGCUUCUGGAGUCGAAGGUGCUGUGCCCCCAAAUGCUACCUUGCACAUUGACCUUGAGCUGGUCUCUUGGAAGACGGUGACACUGAUAGGCGAUGACAAAAAGAUCUUGAAGACUGUGCUCAAGGAAGGUGAAGGCUAUGAGCGACCCAACGAUGGCGCAGUUGUCCGAGUGAGACUCGUCGGGAAGUUGGAGGAUGGUACUGUGUUCACCAAGAAAGGACAUGAAGGUGAUGAACCAUUUGAGUUCAAGACGGAUGAGGAGCAGGUCAUCGAAGGGCUGGACAUAACGGUGGUCACCAUGAAGAAAGGAGAGGUCGCCCUUGCGAGAAUACCACCUGAGCGUGCGUUCGGAUCCACUGAAACGAAGCUUGAUCUAGCAGUGGUUCCUGCCAAUUCCAGAGUGUAUUACGAAGUGGAGCUUGUUUCAUUUGAGAAGGAGAAAGAAUCUUGGGAUUUGAAGAGCAACACGGAGAAGAUUGAAGCAGCUGCCAAGAAGAAAGAUGAAGGGAAUGUGUGGUUUAAGAUGGGAAAGUAUGCCAAGGCUUCCAAGAGAUAUGAUAAGGCUGCAAAGUACAUUGAGUAUGACAGCUCUUUCACUGAGGAUGAGAAGAAGCAAUCUAAAGCACUGAAGAUCAACAUCAAGCUCAACAACGCUGCGUGCAAGCUGAGACUGAAAGAAUAUAAAGAAGCAGAGAAACUCUGCACAAAGGUUUUGGAACUGGAGAGCACAAACGUGAAGGCCUUGUAUAGAAGGGCUCAAGCAUACACCGAGCUUGUCGAUCUGGAACUGGCAGAGAUGGAUAUCAAAAAAGCACUGGAAAUUGAUCCAGAUAACAGGGACGUGAAGAUGGCGUACAAGGCGCUCAAGGACAAGGUGAAGGAGUACAACAAGAGGGACGCCAAGCUGUACGGCAACAUGUUCGCGAAAUGGAGAAAGGUGGAAAGCGCGGAGAAGGUGCCCGGGAAGCAGGAAGCGCAGCCUAUGGCCAUCGACAGCGCCGCGUGAUUACGAAAGAGCUUUGCCAUGUUUAACAAUGAUGUUUCGUCUUUAGAACAUCCUGCUCUCGAUAGAUGGUGUUUUGAACUGUUUUGUAAUUUAAUUGUUAUCAUCGUCGUGUCAUGCUCAUGUCAUCAUUAAUGACAUGAGCAUGGCAAUAUUUUGCCAUGUCAAUUAGCAUCAUGACACAUGAGAUGUUAAUCACUUGCAUUAAAUUUGUUACUUCAUGUUGCUUUGUCA